This is a messenger RNA of Phialemonium atrogriseum, 897 nucleotides long. RefSeq lists its product as uncharacterized. Bases 122 to 799 code for a protein of 225 amino acids. The record is from RefSeq and is a predicted model, not a curated record. NCBI's taxonomy places the organism in Eukaryota, Fungi, Ascomycota, Sordariomycetes, Cephalothecales, Cephalothecaceae. The transcript is spliced from 2 exons.
UGAAAAACAAGCCAGGGAACCAUCCAAUCCAAAUCGCUGAAGAGAACAACACAAUGGAUGCUGAUACAUCCGAUACGCCGGACUUCAACGAUGCUUGGGCUGUCGCGCCUCCAGAAGGUGAAUGGGAUCCACUUUCAGUACAGGUGGAGAUGACCUAUACGAUUUCUUCACGAUCCCUCCUAUGCCCGACAUCAAGGUGGAUGAGCCAACCGUCGGGGAAGAAAUAACUGUUCAGACAUUCUAUGAAGGACCUCCGGCGUGUAAAUGCUGCACGAACUGGGUCGAAAGGCUCCCUAAUCUCGUACCCGAAGUGGCAAAGGAAAAGUACGACGGGGCGGCCAUCUGUAUCUACAACGGCAAAGAUCACAUGGCCGACACCCUCGGCGGUCUUAAGGAGAUCAAUCCGCGACACAUUACGAUACAGAGCUCUGUAAUCCGCAAUGAGAUUGCGCCAAUCUUGGAGAAGGGUGGGAUGCUGGGCACGCCUCUCGGCAAACACAAACUCACCAUCCACACCCCAUUCAAGGAGCUGUUCUUCGCUCACCCCCAAAUCGUCCAGUUGUACCACAGCCACGCUGCUGGAAGCCAAGAGAAGAAACACCUGAAGCUCCUGGUUGACGUCAUGGGGCAGCUGUUCCACCGGACCUCUCCGAGGGUUGCUGAGCUUCACGAGAAGAAGCUGAUCGACUGCGCACACCUCUGGACCAUAUUCCCCCGUGGGAUAAUUGUUUACAGCUGCAUCGCUGGGCAGGACCAUGUCUUUCACGUUGACUCUGUCGACCGUGAUCCAACGGCAUGAACCAUCCACGGCCGCUUUCUACGAUUCGAUGGUAGAAGGUUUGGGAUAGCAAAGGCCCGACUCCGAGUGAAUCAGUUCCAUGGUACUCGGCUCAUUAC